GUGCCCAUCACUGCCUCAUCAAUGCCACAUAUCAGUGCCUACCACAUAUCAGUGCCUACCAGUGCACAUCAAUGCCACCUUUCAGUGCCAGCCAGUGCCACCUAUCAAUACCAGUCAGUGCCACCUAUCAGUGCUGCCAGUCAGUGUCGCCUAUCAGUGCCAGUCAGUGCCGCCAAUCAGUGCGUAUCAGUUGCGCCUAUCAGUGCGUAUCAUUGCCACCUAUCAAUGCCCCUCAGUGCUGCCUAUCAGUGCCAGUCAGUGCCACCUAUCAGUGCCUGUCAGCACCACCUAUCAGUGCCAGUAAGUGCCGCCUAUCAG
Molecule: messenger RNA, 318 nt
Organism: Staurois parvus
Lineage: Eukaryota; Metazoa; Chordata; Amphibia; Anura; Ranidae
Source: the annotation of a GenBank genome assembly